AUGGCAGCUGCCAGUGACAAGGCCAGGUAUUUCCUCGAACAGUCCGUCCCUGAGCUAAAGGAAUACGAGAGAAAGGGCAUCUUCAGUCCCGAGGAGAUCACCAGCAUCGCCCGCAAACGAUCCGACUUCGAACACAAAAUCAACGCCCGAGGCGCCUCUCCUACCGAUUAUGUCCGAUAUGCCGAGUUCGAGAUCAACGUCGAUACUCUAAGGCGUAAGAGGGUGAAGAGACUGGGCAUCAAGGCCACCGCUCACAAUGGCAAGCGCCGCAUCUUCUUCGUCUUUGAUCGUGGAACUCGAAAGCAUCCUGGCGACGUGGCAUUGUGGAUGCAGACCAUUGCAUUCGCCAGGAAACAAAAGGCGUACAAGAAACUCCAGGAGAUCUUCACCAACGUCCUGCGAUUACACCCUACAAAGUCCGAACUAUGGAUUUACGCCGCCCAGUUUGCGGUGGACGACAAUGGCGACAUGACUGAAGCCAGGAGUUACAUGCAACGUGGACUGAGGUUUUGCAAGAAUGCGAGGGCCAUGUGGCUGGAAUACGGCAGACUUGAAAUGACUUACGUUGCCAAGAUUCAUGCUCGCCGGGAGAUUUUGGGGAUCGGGGCAAAUCGACCAGAGGAAGGGGCAGAGCUGGAGGACGACGAGGAUCUCAUGAAAUUACCCAAGCUGACGUCGCUCGAUAUAGACCCUAACCUUGAAGGGGACGAAAUCGAUACCACUGGCUUGCAAAACCUCGAGUCUACACCUGCCAUGAGUGGUGCCAUCCCCGUGGCUAUAUUCGACGCUGCGAUGACUCAAUUCGAAGAUCCGGAAUUCGCGUUAGACUUCUUCCAGAUGGUCAUCAGCUACGAUCAAAUUGCAACUUGUCAUAAUAUCGCGACUCACAUCACAGAGAGGCUAUCGAGAACCCAUUCCGGCAGUUGGCAAAGUUUCGCAUGCUCCAUUCACACUCCAUUGGUUUCCGUGGCUGUGGCCAACCCAGACUAUCCUCAGGCCUUCAGACAAUCACUGUCCAUAUUGAGAGAGGCACAGAACAAGACUGAGAAGAGCAAGAUCAACACUUGGGCUCGAUCGUGGCUACAUCGCCUGGUCGAGGAGGAGGAUCUUGAUCCAGGAAUCAAAACCGUGGGAGAAUCAGUCCUGCGAUCCCUGCAGUGA
Messenger RNA from Exophiala aquamarina CBS 119918, 1161 nucleotides. RefSeq lists its product as uncharacterized. NCBI's taxonomy places the organism in Eukaryota, Fungi, Ascomycota, Eurotiomycetes, Chaetothyriales, Herpotrichiellaceae. Gene Ontology annotation, molecular function: snoRNA binding; protein binding. The record is from RefSeq and is a predicted model, not a curated record. Gene Ontology annotation, cellular component: Pwp2p-containing subcomplex of 90S preribosome; small-subunit processome. Gene Ontology annotation, biological process: maturation of SSU-rRNA from tricistronic rRNA transcript (SSU-rRNA, 5.8S rRNA, LSU-rRNA). Bases 1 to 1161 code for a protein of 386 amino acids. The transcript has a single exon.